This is a messenger RNA of Durio zibethinus, 2080 nucleotides long. Its product is annotated as putative arabinosyltransferase ARAD1. NCBI's taxonomy places the organism in Eukaryota, Viridiplantae, Streptophyta, Magnoliopsida, Malvales, Malvaceae. The record is from RefSeq and is a predicted model, not a curated record. Gene Ontology annotation, molecular function: glycosyltransferase activity.
AAAAUUAAUUUUAAAAAAUAAAUAUUCACGCCACUUUUAGUUUGAGAGGUGUUUUUUAUGAGAUGAAAUUUUUUAACGAGAUCAAAGUGGAUAAUAUAAUGAGGCUGGCAGCAACGAUUAGGCCAUGUUUUGUUUGACAAAAUAUUUUGUCCCAAAUUCUUAGGGUAAUCCUCACACUGGUCCCCUAUGUAGGCUUCGCCCUCCCUGGUCACUACCCCAAAAAUAAAAGGUUAAUCAUUUCGCUGCCAAAUCUCCAUGCUCAACAUGAGUCAGGCAGAAGAUAGAAAGAAACUAAAGAGCAAAGCAAAAGCAGAAAUGGCAAUGAAGAGCAGCACAACAACAAGAAGUAAAACAAAAUCUCUGUUUCUCACAUUCACUCUCCUCUCCCUUCUCACCCUUUCUCUUUUCAUCAUCUUCACUUCCCACACUAGUCAACCAACGAAUUCUCUUUCCCAAAAUACCCUUCUUUCCCUCCAAAACUCCAUCAAAGUCUACGUUGCCAACCUUCCCAGAGCCCUCAACUAUGGCUUGCUUGAACAAUACUGGGCUUCCAAUCACCCUGAUUCUCGCAUCCCCACAGACCCUGACCAUCAGAUCUCGACUACCCAUUCCUCCAAAUCCACGAAAUACCCUCCUUAUCCUGAUAAUCCGUUGAUCAAGCAAUACAGUGCGGAGUACUGGAUCAUGGGUGACUUGGAAACCCCUCAAGAAAUGAGAAGUGGAUCUUUUGCUAAAAGGGUUUUUGAUGUUAAUGAGGCUGAUGUUGUUUUUGUUCCUUUUUUUGCUACUCUGAGUGCUGAGAUGGAGUUGGGAUCGGGAAGCGGUGCGUUUAAGAAGAAAUCUGGGAAUGCAGAUUACUUGAGGCAAAAGGAAGUGAUGGAUUUUGUGAGGAAUACUGAUGCUUGGAAACGGUCUGGAGGACGGGAUCACGUUUUUGUUCUCACCGACCCAGUUGCAAUGUGGCAUUUCAGAGCGGAGAUAGCCCCGGCUGUCAUACUGGUUGUGGAUUUUGGUGGGUGGUAUAGGCUUGAUACAAAAUCGCCCAAUGGUAACUCACCAGACAUGAUAUAUCACACCCAAGUUUCGUUGCUUAAAGAUGUGAUUGUUCCAUAUUCCCAUCUCCUUCCUAGGUUGCGGUUAUCAGAAAACCAGAAACGACACACCCUCCUUUAUUUUAAGGGAGCUAAACACAGGCACCGGGGUGGCCUAGUUCGGGAAAAAUUAUGGGACUUGUUGGUUAAUGAACCAGGAGUUAUUAUGGAAGAAGGGUUCCCUAAUGCCACUGGAAAAGAGCAGUCAAUUAAGGGGAUGAGAUCAUCAGAGUUCUGCUUGCACCCAGCUGGUGAUACUCCUACUUCAUGCCGACUUUUUGAUGCCAUCCAAAGUCUUUGUAUACCCGUGAUUGUCAGUGACAAUAUUGAGCUCCCCUUUGAAGGGAUGGUGGAUUACUCCACAUUUUCAGUAUUUGUGGCAGUCAGCGAUGCAUUGAGACCAAAUUGGCUUGUUUCUUAUCUUAGAGGCUUUUCUGAAAAACAUAGGGAUGAACUUCGUCAAAAUAUGGCUAAGGUGCAGCCUGUUUUUGUGUGUGAUACAGGCCAUCCAGGUGGUAUCGGGCCAAUUCCUCCUGAUGGUGCUGUAAAUCACAUCUGGAGAAAGGUUCAUCAAAAAUUGCCAGCGAUUAAGGAAGCCAUUGUUCGAGAGAAAAGAAAACCAGCGAAUAUAUCAAUUCCUUUGCGAUGUCAUUGUACCUGAACGUAUGAUUCUUCUAGUUUUUCCCCUGUACUUGAUUCUUUUUAAUCUUGCAUGAUGCUGUAGCUUUUUCAAAGGAUGCAUAAUGCUGUAGUUGUUAACACAAUGAAAAAUUAAAAGCUAUAAAUUACCAUGAAAUUGUUUUACCAAACCAUUUAAUUGACCUAUUGCAUAUUUCAGGUCAUUGCUUGUUUGGUUUUUUUGCCUUUAAAAUAGUUUGUAUGAUCUGCUUUUGCUAAGUGUAUGUGUUAGUGGUUGAAACUUAACCUCUAGAUUUGUGUGGCUCCAAGAUUCGAACAUAAACUCAUUCGGUUUCUUAUAUCAGCUUAAU